Alosa sapidissima (American shad) is the source of this 4078-nucleotide messenger RNA. RefSeq lists its product as uncharacterized. NCBI's taxonomy places the organism in Eukaryota, Metazoa, Chordata, Actinopteri, Clupeiformes, Clupeidae. Bases 161 to 1342 code for a protein of 393 amino acids. Gene Ontology annotation, molecular function: ubiquitin protein ligase activity. Gene Ontology annotation, biological process: protein K48-linked ubiquitination; proteasome-mediated ubiquitin-dependent protein catabolic process; negative regulation of extrinsic apoptotic signaling pathway via death domain receptors. The transcript has 6 exons. Gene Ontology annotation, cellular component: plasma membrane; cytoplasm. The record is from RefSeq and is a predicted model, not a curated record.
GAUGCUGCUUGCGGUAUGUGGUCGGACAAUGAGCCCACUAAGGAUAAAUGAGCGUUAGGCUUCACUUGAAAGAUCGUUUAUUGCUAUUUUACACUGAAAAGUCCUACAAAGGAGAUGGCAAUUUCAAGAAAGAUUUGCUCCGGGUCAUCUAGGCAGGAGCAUGAGGCCUUUCUGUUGUAGCUGGCUCUGUACUGGAAUCACCGCCACAGUGGAAGAAAACGGCAGCUCAUGGCGCCAGGCCUUUACAAACUCGGGCUUCAGCCCAACCCCAGAGUUUCCCGAACACUUGUGCAAGGCCUGCGGGGGCCAUUUUGACACCAUCGCAAGACAGCACGUAUGCGCCGACUGCAAGAAGAACUUCUGCGGCCGCUGCUCGGUGCAGCUGGAGCCUCGGCGGCGCAUGAUGUGCCUGACGUGCCGGCGCUUUCAGGGCACGCUGUUUGAGCGUGCGCAGCUCAUGCGGCUAAAGGUGCGCGAGCUGCGCGACUACCUCCACCUGCACGAGGUGCCCACCCAGAUGUGCCGCGAGAAGGAGGAGCUGGUGGAGCUGGUGCUGAGCCAGCAGACGCCGCCACCCAGCAGCAGCAGCAGCAGCAGCAGUGACAUGGCCGCCGCCGCGCAGCUGCCGCCCGCGCCGCGCCAGCACGCAGCAGAGGGGCCGCCAACGCUGCACGAUCAGCUGGUGGAGCUGGAAUCGGAGCAGCUCACAGAGGAGGAUGAGGAAGAUGAGGGGGAGGAAGAGGAGGAGGAAGAGGAUGAAGAAGAAGAGGAGGAGGGGGAGGAAGAGGGUGGGGAGGAAGAGGACGAAGCAGUGGAAGUGGGGCAGGAGGAGGAGGAGGAAGAAGGCGACGAAGAGGAGGCUGAGGACGAGGGGGAGGAAGAAGAAGAGGAAGAUGACGAAGAGGGUGUCCUUCAGUCCUCAGAGGGCGAGGAAGCGCUGGCUCCAGGGCACCGGACCUCCCUGUCCGACCUCAGCUGCGUAGAGGACAUUGACGGCCUAAGCGUGAAGCAGCUGAAGGAGAUUCUGUCCCAUAACCUGGUCAACUACCAAGACUGCUGCGAGAAGUGGGAGCUCAGCGAACGGGUCACUCGUCUCUAUAACGACCAGAAAGACCUGCAGAAUCUGGUAACAAAUGCUAAACUGGAAGCUGAAGCGGCAGAGCCAGCCAGUUCUAAAGGAGAUGAGGAGAAUCUGUGCCGGAUCUGCAUGGACUCGCCCAUCGACUGCGUCUUGCUGGAGUGCGGCCACAUGGUGACCUGCAGCAAGUGUGGCAAGCGCAUGAGCGAGUGCCCCAUCUGCAGGCAGUACGUGGUGCGGGCCGUGCACGUCUUCAGGUCGUAACGUGGCAUGCAGGGCGGGACGGGAGGAAGUUCAGCAGCCCACUGGAGGCUACUGUAGGUCUUUAGCGUGCAUCGUUUCUGUUUCUCAUUUACACACACUUACCCAACACAUACACAGAAUUCAAUAACAAGCAAUCUCUUUACCUCUCUCUCUUUCUCUUCUCAUCUGUCUCUCUUUCUUUUACUAUUUCUCUCUGAGUCACUCUUUUUCUGUCUUUCUCCCUCUGUUAUGUUUUGACUUUCUAUCUUAAAUGCUGCAACAUUCACAGACUUUCUGGCAUUCCAGAGACAGGACAUUACCUUUGUGAGGUUUCUGACACACUCAUGCUCACUAACGUGUUGAAAUCACAUAAACAUGUCUUAUUUUGGAAACAUGUAGUGAGAUAUCAUGGUGCACUUAAGACGUUCCCUCAGUGGAAUUUAGAUUCAGGGUCCUGGACGAGCUUCUCAGACUUUCUAGUUGAACCACUUUCUCAAAAAGGGUCUCCUAAGGUGGGGUUUGUUUAAUGUGUCACUGAGGCCAGCAGAAGUGAAGUUUACCCAGAAUCCUAUGUGGUAGCCAGUCUUGUUCAGAUACCGGGACUGUGUAAAAAUGGUCAAAGUGCAUCUGCAAUACAGAUGGGGUAUAUGGAGACAAUGAAGCAGAUGCCAAUCAUUCUGCAAGCAGGGUUUAUCUGCAGGCUACUGUGCACUUCUGAAGCAGAUCUAAGUAGCAUUAGAUAUAUCUCUCCCUGUCUGUAUUUCAGUCUGUCAGAAGAGGACAAUCUCUCUGUAAUGUGAUGUGUGGCGAAGAGAAGACGGCUUAGCAAAGCAGUUAUAGUUAUGUCACUUACCCUCAUAGAGUGCAAUCAUUUGUCUGAGAUGGAACUUUAUCUCAGAAGCAGAGCUGGACCGCUUUGUACCAGUGUGCUGGACAUUGGGUAAUUUUGGAACAUGCCGUUUUAGGCCCUAGUAAUCCAAAACAGAUUUUCCACUUCAUGGUGCCUCUGCCAUAUUCUUUCAUGACCAAAAGCAAGCACUUAAUAGAAGAAUUCAGAGAUGUUAAGAACAUAUUAAGUACCUUAUCUGCCCAUUGAGGAUUUAAUUACAAAUGGCACAUUGUAGAUGGUCUUUUGUGAUAGUAUGAACACAAUAAAUCACAUUUUUUUUUGUCUAGUGUGUUUUAUAGAUGAUGAAUGUAUGAUACAAUGUUUACCCGAAUGGAGAUGCACUUACUGGAAUGCACCGAGGCAAAAAACAUGGCUCCUGUCCAAGUCUGCUUGAGGUGAAUGUAACUUAUAGGUCAAGGUCAUAUACGUAAUUCUUACAGUUACAGUACAUCGCAAAAGAGAAACAGGCUAGUUUGUUUGUUUGUUUUGUUUUGUAUGCUGUUCAGCACACAUGAAUGCAGAAAUCUUUAUUAUGACAAAAAAAAAAUAUUUUGAGGAAUGAAACUUACUAUUGGAUUUUGUCUUUGUGGUUCAUUCCUCACAUUCUUCAUUCUUGUUUGGCAUCAUGAUCGUUUGGAUUAAAGUAAAGACACCCAGCGAGUGUCUGAGAAGACCUUGUUUACAGGAAGUGCUUUCCCCAAAAAUGCAUCAGUUUUAUUUAUGCUCGGAGGACAAUGCUUACCAGAGAGCAUCGAAGCUUUAAGCUUGAGCUUGGUCACUUUUUUUCAAAACUGGAUCAAGUGUUUUGUUGGUUUGUUUGUUUAUUUAUUUGUUUUCAAAUAUUUCUUGUGGAAAACUUGUAUGGAUUUAUCAAAGCAGUUGUCCGGGUUAGUGUUCAGUGUGGCAACCAAAUCUAAUCUCUUCCAUUCAAGGUUACGAAGUAGUAUUGCAAAUGAAAUCAGAAGUCGAUCAUACAAUCUACAUUCAAGGCAGAGACAUUAAACGGCACAGAACGAUUGAAAGCCUCAUAAGUAAAAUAGCUGCUGCAAAUACCUGUAAUGCGAUUUGCCUAAAAUUACUGGGAUGUAAUUUUGUUGUUUGUGUGCCAAAUUAUGUAGUUCCUCUGCCGUCUGUGCUAUAUGAUCUCAAAAAAAAGUGAAAGCCAAGUAUAAAUUUUAGGUAAAAUUUUGUGGAUUGUCUGGAGUAACCUCAAAAUAUAAAUACUAUUCUAACCUCAAAGUACUUAAAGCUAAUCCAAUGUCUGUGGAGUGCAGUGACAAAAAAAACAAGAGUAAAAUCUAAUCAAUAUUAGACAAGGCAGUAUGUUGUAGGAUGUGUGUCCAUGCUGUUAUUAUAAGUAUAUGGGGCUAAGCAGAAAUGAAGAUGCAUGCAAGCAAAUGGGAGAGUUAUCAUUAUUCUAGAUCCCUAUAAAACACUUGGAAUGGCUCCUUUUGGUAUAUCUUGUGUUUAUGUUGUCUCAAUUGUUAUGACAGUUAAAUGGUAUUUAAUAAUAAUAUAAUAUUAAUAAUAUAAUAAUAAUAUACCAUUGUUAUUAACAAUGUUUAAUACCCCAAAUACCAUUUAAACCGGGAUGUGUUAGCAUUCAUUGCAUUCAUUGAUUGUCAGUUGAUUUGCAUGUUGCAGCACUGCUUUCUUGUGGCUAUAGAAUUGAUGGAUAGUAUAAGAUUGAGCCUGAGCCAUGGGCUUUAUGCUGAGUUGAUUCUGAAGUCUACAAUGCAAGCUUAUAGGAUUUAUAAUUCUGACAAAUUCUAUAUUUUUGACAAACAUGAUCAUUAUAUACCGUUGUUAUCUUGUCGUUUUGAAUAAUUUGUUUGACAGUUUUGUAUGAAUAAAAGUGCUGAAAUGAA